AGGAUCAUGGAUAUGUACCGAGCUAGCUGUGUGUCAGAGUGCGUAAGCCUGGACAGUGACACACGAUCGUAACGGUGAAACUGUGACUUUCUUUUCCAGCUAGAGAGUAGAGUAGAGAGUGGAGUGUUGACUGUUGAUAAUGAGACUGUAGUAGGAACUGCGUUCUUCGUGUAGAUCCAUGAUCCUCUGGUUGUGGAGCGAAGAAAGAAGCAAAGGCGAAACCAGAACAGGAGUCAACUGGCUCCGGAGCAUCAUUACACGACGGCCAGUAGCACAGGCACCGUUUGAUCGUUGUACCGGUACCGGCGUCGGUAGCUGACUGGCGUCGGAAAGUUUUAGAUCGCUUCGGACUCGUUUCCAUCCCUGCUGCUUCCUGCCACCUUCCGAACAUUGCUAGUUGUAGCUCGUUCACACGUAGGAUUGAAGGUACUACCACUGGGUAAUCAAUCAUGGAUGUAGGAGACGUGCUGUCCGUGGAGAGAGACUGCCAGGAUUGGAUUGAGGCGAUGACUGGAUGCUACUUCGAGAAAGAGAGCUUCAGGGAAUCUCUGCAAGACGGCGUAUUGCUGUGCAAGCUGCUGAAUGCAAUAAAACGGGGAGCGGUCACAAAGAUCAACACACGCCAAGGCACUUUCGCCAAUAUCGAAAAUCUCAAUGCCUUCAUUGCGGCCUGCAAAUCACUGGGGAUUCCCCCUACGGCUCUCUUUGCACCCAGUGAUAUCCAGGCACCACCUGCGACAUCCGUGUCACUGAGAAGACGCCAGUCACACCUUGAAGCACAGCGUCGAGAGGAUGACAAGCGUGUGCGCAACGUUCUCGUCACUUUGUACUGGCUCAAUCAGAAGGCAAUGGCCAUGCCAGGAUACAAUGGACCGCAGCUAGCCACAGAGAACUACUAUCAGCUGAUGAAGGAUCCCUGGGCAUCACCAGCCAAGUCCGCUACACUCGGUCGCAUACAGAAGCCACCUCCGUCUGGAGUUGUGACCGACUCGCUGGAUUCGAACGAGGUGACCGGCCUGCGCCGAGCGACAUUGCCGAGAGCCGCGUCGCCAUCUUUCUACGGCCAGUCAUCGUCUCGCUCGCCUGUCUCCGACCGCUCAAGGUCCCCUCUAAGCAGUACGUCCAGCCAUGCCACCGCUCACUCUUACUCAUCACGUGCCAGUACCAGUAGCAUUGAUGGUAGCGUGCGUGGAUCGUCGCCGGCUGAUUCAAUCGCAUCACCCACGUCAUCAGCGAGUGCUCCAAUUAGCCGACCCAUCAGGCAAUCCCCGUCACCAGAUUCGGCACCUUCUACCCACCGCUUAUCCACGGGCGGCACUAUCAUGUUCUCGCCUCGGCAACGGGCACUACAGGCUGUCUUUGACCUGACUGAGGACCCACUGGAUUCCGUAUCCGUUGAAAUGCCGCCAUCUGCACAGCAGAGCGGCGGCAAGCGUUCUGUCAGCAUCACCUCUGCAUCAUGGCAGAAGGAGCCGCAGUGCACAGUGUCAGAGCGACCCUACACCAUGAGCAUACCUCCAACUACACCACAGGUAACCGAUGGUGGAAAACUGGCCUCGGCGGAUACAACACUUUCCACCGAGCCCUCUGCGGGCAGGGCACGGAGUGACAGUGGUAUUGCUUUCCUUACAUCUCCGGUGGUGACGAUGACUAUCACUGGCUCUGCUGUCAGCGAUUCCGAUAGCAAUGAUGAUGCUCCGCGAAGGCUUGAGAACGUAUCAUCGUCUCGAAGCCAGCCAAGGAGCACUGCAAGCCCGCUGGCAAACGGUCAGCCGGCGGGCCGCUAUAGCAAGAUAUCUGAACAGCCCGCAACCGCAUCGAUGCCAUCCAUGCCGCUACAACAACCGAAGCAUGUCGAUCUCUAUCCCACACCGUCGCCUGAUACAAGCCAAUCUCCCUCGCCCGAUCUCUUCGUGCCCCCGUCCACCAAAGCAGCUCAGCAGAAGCCACCACCAGCUUCACAGUCACACAGCCGCUGGACCAAGGAACAACCUGCGUCAGUACAAAUGCCCAAACCAGCGUGGCAAACCUCCAAGCAGCCGCACUUCACACCAGCUUCUGCAGUGCACACGCAGGACCUGCAAAGCACGAGGCCGACCGCUCAAACGACGACCUCAUCCUAUAGCAGUGGAGGAACGGCUGCAUCGACAUUGCCGCGUUCGUUUGGUGCCAACUCAGCUAGUGGCGCUAGCAGCAAAGCUAUCACACAGGAUGAUUCAAGGGUGAACUCAGGGCCGCCUCCACCGCCGAAGCGAGACACCGCUGCUGACACGAUGCGUAGCCAGAUCAUUGCAAGCCACAGUCAAGCUUCACGAUUCACGCCAUCACCGCCAGCUGCCCGUGCUGCACCUGCUUAUGAUACUAUGGCACAGCCAGUUCCCGAGCCGAGCAAGGUGACAACAGACAACCGAACCGAUGAGGACAUCAUUGCCACCCUGCAGUCGGAGAUCAUGGCAGACCUGGAGAACUUUGCACCGCCAUCUCGCGCCGAUCCGCCAAGUCCAGCAUCUCAGAUAGACGGUGCUGGUCCGACACCAAAGGAUGUACCAUUGCAAGUUGAUACGGAAUACCUCCGAGAAACAUCAGAGCCCAUUUCAGACGAAGUGGUGCUGCCGGCCAUCACAGCUCAAGCAACUACAGUAUCAGCGCCCAUAGUUCAAGCAGCUGCAGUACCAGCGCCAACAGUUCAAGAAGCCCUGAAGCCGAAAGCCGUGGUGAGCGUGCGUAAGUCCAGCUUGAGCAAGUCCUUCAGCUUUGGCAGUGGCGGCGACACGCAGCGACUGAUUGCCGAAGAGCAGAAGUGGCGAGCCAGCAGGCGUCGCUCCGAGCUGGCCAAACAGGUUGACAUGCUACUAGACGACCAGUUCCUGUUGAAGAAUGUGUCUCAGCCGCUCUCUUCCUCGGGCAGCAGCCGUGACGGAUCGGAAGCCUUCCUGGAUGCUGCGGCCAGCGAUGCCCGACUGCAAGAGCAGCAACAGUUGAAAUUGCUACAGGGAAAGGCAAAGCACUCCCCCUCUGCUUUAUCAGCAACUGCACCCGCUACCCAGCGUCCAGCAUCUGCAAUGGGCUACCUACAUGAUGAUUACACGGCAUCCAGCAAUGGCGGAGGCAGUGGUCGCAUGGAACAGGAUGCCACACCCGCGCCGCCUGGCCAGCUACGUUCCUCUCGUCUUGCCAGUCCAGCAUCACCGCUCGACCUGGCCACCAGCAUUGACGAGGACAGGUCGGAGAUGGAGCGGCUGCUUUCCUUGGCCGAGCAGGAGCGCUCUCAGCAGCUCCAGGCAGCAGAGGAACAUCGGCGCAUGUCUAUGGAUCAGAGAGAGGAGAUGACCAAGAAGAAGCGAGAGAAGGUGCUCCGCAACCUUGUCAAAGACCGGAAGAUGCGCGAAGAGAAGGACAGGGAGAAGCGAUGGGAGAAGCUCGAGGCAGAAAGACAACGGCAGCUGGAGGAAGAGGAGGAAGAGGAGGCCAGACAGCUUAGUGGAGAGAUUGCCAUCAUCCGUGGAAGUCAAGAAGAUGUGGGAACAUCUGCUACGGAUGGUGGCGAUGAAGGGGAGACAGAGGAUGGUACUGAUGAUGGUGGUAGUGGCGGUGAAGAUCGUAAUGCCGUAGAGGAGAUUGAUGACGAGCCAAUCUGGGGUGACUUACCCGCCAGGUCAGAGCCAAGCAGCGAGAUCGACACAGCAGCACCUGAAGAUUAUAGUGCUGAACCUGACAACACACGGGAGGACUCUCAAGCUGAUCACGCAAUAGAAGAGAAUAGGACCACCUCGCAUGAUUGUGUUUCUACCACUGAAGACAACGACCAAGGUACUAAUGAUGAUGAUUCGGCUGUGACCCAUGGCGACUGUCCCAUUGAGAAUGCUAUGAUAACACCGCGGGAAGAUACCAAGAACAAUGGCCGUUCAGGUGUAGUCGGUGAUGUGUCCAUUUCCAGCAUCCUAGAUCCUCUGGCCAGUGCCAUAGAAAGCAUAGCACAGGGUCAGACUGAAAAGCGGCGCAGCAUCACACGCCUGUCAGCGUCCAGCUUCACACGAAGCCCGCUGCGAUCGCCACAUGUCAGCGGAACAGCCCUCAACAAGGAGUCCCCGCCACCAGCAAAGCCUCCGCGUCCGCCAGUUAUCGUCGAGGUAGACCCAGCUCGGCGGAUUUCCUCUGCUAGAACAUCAAGUACGACAAGCCAUGCGUCUGUAUCAUCCACCGAAAUGACCGACUCGGCUGUGGGAUCGCCUUCAAGUAGCCUCAAUAUAUCAAAUGAAGCCGGUAGCGCGGACAUGUCAAGGUAUUUCGGCAGUGCGCUCAAGGAUUUCUGUGGAGAUGAGGAUGAUGAGGAUGAUGAGGAUGCAGAGUUGGUGAAUGAACCUGUCGACCAAGGUAUGGCAGGUGUCUUCACUGAGGUGUAGCUGCCGCCCUACUGAUGCUAGCCAAAUCUGCGGUCAGCCUGCUGCUUUGCUGGUCAGUGAGCUAUGCACGGAAAAACUGUGUUCUGGCACUUAGCGACCGCACUUGAGUUGAUCGCAACUUGUUAUUCCAUUGUUCUCCUUCUUUCGGUGUAAUGGAGUGGGGCUAUGGAAGUGCCGGUUAGGUUUUGCUGGAGAGAUUUGAGUCAUUUUCCACCGACCACACUACAACUACACUGCCCAUUAGCUGCAGUUCACAGAGAGAAUAUUUUUUAUCAGCACCUGGUGGAUUUUCGCAGCAUAUUUCACCAGUAUAGCUUUUGACCAUUGACAUAUUGUUCACUCAGAAUUACGUCAUUAUAAUUAUCUCUAUUUGUUUGUGCAUGUACAUGUAGAUCCACUAGGCACUAUUAGCUUUGGCCCCGGAUUAGAUGUUGAUGCUGCAUUUAUGCAUGUUAAAAUUGUUUGUGAUUAUUUUUUUUGAAGCUAUCCUCAUGUAAAGAUAGUCCAGAGUCUCCGGCAUUCUCUGCCUAGAUGGAGGCGUCGCAGCACGUUGCCAGUCGAGUCGCUUGAUGACUGCAGUUUGGCAUGCUGUGGGUUGCUCGGACAAUGCUUAGGACGGCAGUGCUCAUUCAUACCUGGCCUGUUUGAGUAGAGGACUUUGUUAUUGCUCUGGUUUGCACUCCAGUCCUGGUUACACCUUUUACUGCUCACAUUCAUGUAGUGACUUGAUAUCU
Molecule: messenger RNA, 5137 nt
Organism: Sycon ciliatum
Lineage: Eukaryota; Metazoa; Porifera; Calcarea; Leucosolenida; Sycettidae
Product: mucin-12-like
Exons: 12
Coding region: 450-4403 (1317 amino acids)
Biological process (GO): regulation of cell adhesion; regulation of signaling
Molecular function (GO): protein binding
Source: RefSeq, a predicted model, not a curated record